Molecule: messenger RNA, 517 nt
Organism: Spinacia oleracea (spinach)
Lineage: Eukaryota; Viridiplantae; Streptophyta; Magnoliopsida; Caryophyllales; Amaranthaceae
Exons: 2
Coding region: 152-361 (69 amino acids)
Biological process (GO): response to oxidative stress
Source: RefSeq, a predicted model, not a curated record
GACCAUAUCAAAGUAAAUUUCUUUAACCGCGAAUCGUCGUAGAAAACACGAUAAACCAAGAAGAGAAGGGAGAGAAACUUGGAACCCCAGUUGCAGACUUGUGAGUUACUACGUACGAAGCAGAGACUUACAAACUUUAAGAGGAGAAAGAAUGAUGCGAGGAACUGGAUCCGCCGGGUCGAAGCGGCAACAACCGUCGUGGACCACCACCAUUUACCUACGCUUUCGUGCUGCCGAAUUCGAGAUUCUUUUCUUCCUCUUCUUUCUCGUUGCUUUUCUCUUCCUCAAAGAUCUCAUAUCAAGACCCGAGUAUAAUCAGAUUCUGGUGAAGAAGCCUCAACAUGACUUCUGGCCGUUUUAGGAGAUAACUGACUAUGAUGUCGUAAAUUUUGUUUGAUAUUUUUUCAUUUUGUACAAUACUUUCAUCUUAAUUGAAGCUGAUCAAGAAUGUAAAUCUAUGUAUGGAAAGAGACUUUCUGAGGAUGAUUGUCUGAUAUAGAGUAUCUUGUUUGCUGUC